Messenger RNA from Podospora anserina S mat+, 1884 nucleotides. RefSeq lists its product as uncharacterized. Bases 1 to 1884 code for a protein of 627 amino acids. Gene Ontology annotation, molecular function: NAD+ kinase activity. Gene Ontology annotation, biological process: NADP+ biosynthetic process; NAD+ metabolic process. NCBI's taxonomy places the organism in Eukaryota, Fungi, Ascomycota, Sordariomycetes, Sordariales, Podosporaceae. The record is from RefSeq and is a predicted model, not a curated record. The transcript has 2 exons.
AUGUCCGGCCCAAUUUCUUCGCCUACCGCGAUUCACCCUGCCCUUAGUCACCCUCACCCCGCUGAGCCUUCUUUUCCUUCGCUGCAGCGGCCGUCGGAUGGAGUUAAUAAGGGCGAGUCCGCCAUCUCCGACCGAGCGACGGGGCCCAAUAUUUCUUUUGGCUUGAUGUCGUCCCCCCCAAGCGCCGUCCUCCCCCAGACUCAAGACUCCAACCCUCCCGUCCGACAUGCUGACCUCGCGAACCCUCCCAAAUCCGCUCUGCCUGCUCUAGGCUCCUCGGUGACUACCGAUUCCGAUCCCCUGCAUGGGCAGGGAAACCGCCUCACUUCUCCCCCAGCACCAGCUCGCGGCCACCGCAAGAACGCACUCUCGAUCGAGGCUGUUCCGAGACAGACUAUUAUGAAAGCAUUGGCCUCGGUGGCUCGACACAACAGACCUGAGCCCCUUUCACUCACCGGCAUGCUUUCCGCUCACACCAUGGCCGACAACCGGCCCACUUCUUCUUCCUCCCAGCAGCUUUGCGAUGCGCUCAACGGACUGGCUGCUCAGCAGAGCGCUCGCAGCACCGCCAGCCAGUACAUGACUCCCGCAACCGCCUUCCCUUCGCUACAGUCGCCAUGCUUUUACCACAACCGCUUCGACGACGCCGUCGACUUUGAGAAGGUUCUCGAGGAGAUCAAGAACGACGAGUACAUGUCGCAUUCUCGCCUGGUGCAAACCGCCACUGGUGUCCGGGAGGUAUCCAAGCAACUGCAGCGUCGGCCCAUCAGGCGUGCUGUGCGAAGUGUCAUGAUUGUUACCAAGGCCCGCGAUAACCAGCUGGUCCUCCUCACCCGCGAGCUUACCCAGUGGCUGCUUCGGACCCCCAGGUAUGGUGCUGAUGUGGGAGUAAAUGUCUAUGUGGACGCCAAACUCCGCCACGCCAAGCGUUUCGAUGCGCCCUCCAUUGUUGCAGAGAACGAGAAAUUCAACGACAUGCUCCGGUACUGGACCCCUGAUCUUUGCUGGAGCCAGCCUGAGAAGUUUGAUCUUGUUCUGACCCUUGGUGGUGAUGGAACCGUUCUCUUCACAUCAUGGCUCUUCCAGCGUGUUGUGCCACCCGUUUUGUCCUUCAGCUUGGGCAGUCUGGGUUUCUUGACGACCUUUGAAUUCGAAAAGUACAAGGAGCACCUUAACCGGAUUAUGGGCGAGGCUGGAAUGCGCGUCAACCUACGGAUGCGCUUUACCUGCACCGUGUAUAGGGACAGGGACGGAUCCGUUGACAUGGAGGAGGGCGAGCAAUUCGAGGUGCUCAAUGAGCUCGUCAUUGACAGAGGGCCGUCACCAUAUGUUUCCAACCUGGAGCUGUACGGCGACAAUGAGCUUUUGACCGUGGUCCAGGCGGAUGGUUGCAUCUUCUCCACCCCUACUGGAUCAACGGCCUAUUCGCUCUCAGCAGGCGGCUCUCUCGUUCACCCGGAUAUCCCCGCCAUUCUCCUGACGCCCAUCUGCCCACACACCCUCUCCUUCCGCCCCAUGGUUCUGUCGGACACCAUGCUUUUGCGGGUUUCCGUCCCCCGUCACAGCCGCGCAACAGCCUACUGCGCCUUCGACGGCAAGGGCCGUGUGGAACUCAAGCAGGGCGACCAUGUUACGAUUACGGCUUCGCAGUACCCCUUCCCCACGGUGGUUCGAACAGACACCGAGUGGUUCGACAGCGUAUCACGAACUCUCAGAUGGAACGUCCGCGCCGCCAGCCAGAAGGCUUUCGAGACGGGUGCAACCAAGGACGAAGAAGAAGAAGACUGCUGGGAUAUCGACACGGACUCUGCCUGCUACGCUAGUGAGGAGAGCAGCAGUGCGGCGAGCCCUCUAAGGAGGCAAAUGAGUUUAUUGGGAUUGUGA